UGUAAGCACUUUCCUUCCGGUUCUUAACACUGCUUCCUUCUUUCCUGCAUGUUACCACUGGCAGAGCAAAUAUGACUCAGAAACCGGCUCCUCAGGGUUGUAACAUUAGAUGAUACUCUGCUUGGGUCAUUACACGGUAAACCAAUGCCUUUGUUUGACUGGGCUGGGCUCUGGAGAAGGUGUGUUGCUCCUGAGUGCUGGAGAAGCACUCACAGGUAUUUGCUGGAAAACCACUCACAGGGCUUGCUACCGGCUUGGGCUUCCGGGGACCUUUCUCUCAGCGAGGAAGGAUUUUGAUAUUAAUCAGAAAUAUCUCCAGAAGAUUCAAAAAGCCACAGAGGUGAAAUAAGCCUGUGAAGGACCAGCAUGGGAAUCCUAUACUCUGAGCCCAUCUGCCAGGCGGCUUAUCAGAAUGAUAUUGGUCAAGUAUGGCGGUGGGUGAAGGAAGACAGCAACAAUAUUAAUGUUCAAGACAGCUUUAAUGGAGACACCCCCCUGAUCUGUGCUUGCAGGCGAGGGCAUGUGAAAAUCGUUUCCUUCCUUUUAAGAAGAAACGCGAACGUCAACCUCAAAAACCAGAAAGAAAGAACCUGUUUGCAUUAUGCUGUGAAGAAAAAAUUUACUUUCAUUGAUUAUCUCCUCAUUAUCCUCUUAAUGCCUGUCCUGCUUAUUGGGUAUUUCCUUAUGGUAUCAAAGACCAAGCAGAAUGAAGCUCUUGUACGAAUGCUGCUUGAUGCUGGUGUUGAAGUUAAUGCUACAGACUGUUACGGCUGCACUGCGCUGCAUUAUGCCUGCGAGAUGAAAAACCAGAGUCUUAUCCCUCUGCUCCUGGAAGCCCACGCAAACCCCACGCUAAAGAAUAAGCAUGGUGAGAGCUCACUGGAUAUUGCUCGGAGAUUAAAAUUUUCCCAAAUUGAGUUAAUGCUAAGGAAAGCAUCAUAAUCCUGGAGAUAUAGAAAGUU
Carlito syrichta (Philippine tarsier) is the source of this 962-nucleotide messenger RNA. It is a transcript of the gene ANKRD22, whose product is annotated as ankyrin repeat domain 22. Gene Ontology annotation, molecular function: protein binding. The transcript has 6 exons. The coding region runs from base 367 to 942 and encodes 191 amino acids. Lineage: Eukaryota; Metazoa; Chordata; Mammalia; Primates; Tarsiidae. The record is from RefSeq and is a predicted model, not a curated record.